UUACUUUCGUGUCGUCAGACGUUAGUUCCUCAUUUUGCUGCUUUUGUUUUUAAAACUUUUGAUUUUUUUCAAAGAAGCUCACUAGGUUCCAUAAAAUGCCUAAAAGAAUCCUCAAUCUUCUGUUGCUAUUCAUAGCAGCCCUAACCCCAUCAGCCUUAGCAGGAACAGCAUUUUGUAGAUUCGAACACACUUCAAGGUACCAAAGUGACUUGUUAACUGAUGAAAUCACUGGAUACAUGUGCAAUUUAGACUUGGACAUUAAAGGUGAUCGUGUAAAUGACGUCGGUGGAUACCAUGAAGGUGGAGAACAUGACAAUCAAGUUGAUAUAAUCAAGGUCCUGCCAGAUUUUUACAGCUACUUAACAUCAUUUCCUGAAACAUUUUGUAAAAGGUUCAAGAAAUUGGAAAUUAUCGACAUGAGCAGCACAGAAAUUGCAACAAUCGAAGAUAACUCGCUGAGUCUGUGUAAGGAUUUGAGAAUCUUGCAGUUCUACAUGAACAAAAUUGAAAUAAUUCCAGAAAAAUUGCUAGCUGAGAACACAAAGUUGUUGCGACUUUACAUAACCUUCAAUUCCAUUAAAACUUUGCCAGAAAAUCUACUAAAUGGAUUGAAGGAAUUGAAAAUAUUGGACUUGUCCUACAAUAAAAUUGACAAUUUACCCGAAAAUAUCUUACGUGGCCUCGCAGACCUCAAAGAUCUCAACCUAGAAGGAAAUCAAAUCGAAGAUCUUGGAGAAAAUUUAUUCGAUAGUCUAGAAAACUUGGAAACGCUCAAUCUCAACAGCAAUGAAAUUUUUGACUUACCAGCUGGAAUUUUUAACGACUUAAAAAGUCUAAAGCAGUUUUAUAUCCAACAGAACAAGCUGACAAUCAUCCAUGCUGACUCAUUUCCUCAAAAUAUUCAACUUGACAUUGUGUCAUUCUCAAAAAAUCAAAUCGAAGCAAUUGAUGAAUUGUUUAUUGAACGUUGUGGAGUAUCUAGCAUCAAAAUGGGAGGAAACAUCUGUGACCGAUCAAAUUUAAUCAAAAAUAGGGACAUAAAAAAGAGGUUGAAUGCAUGCUUUGAGGGAUAUAGAAAUAAAAUGGAGCUUAAUGCUGCAGAGGAAAGGGAAUUGGUCACACAACCUACCACUACGACUACUUAUAAACCAAAAAUGACAACUCCUAGACCAACGACAAGCAGAACCACAACAAGGUCUACAACCAGAAAAACAACUGAAUCAACAACGAAACGGACUUUGCCAAGAAUAACAACCGCAGAACCAAAGACCAAUAAUCAGCAGCUUGUCCCAUGGAUUCAGCCAUGCGGAAUAUCAAAAGCUCCUGUCCAGAAUAUCAUAUUAGGAACUACAGUUAUUAAAGGAACACAUCCAUGGAUUGCAGUCUUGGUCGACAAAAAUGGCAAUUAUUUCUGUGGUGGAACUCUUAUUUCAAAAAGAUUAGUCGUUACUGCUGCCCACUGUGUAUUUGGGAAAAAUUCAGUCGAGAAGACACCCGGUGACUUUGUAGUCUUAUUAGGAGCUCAUCAACUUGACAAUGAAAACGAAGUUGGUCGAAAAACUCAUUUAGUAUCCAACAUCCGAGUUGAUAGAAACUGGAACCCGAAUUCAAAAAAAUUUGAUGCUGACAUUGCUGUUUUAGAAUUAAAUGAGGAAGCAAAGUUCGGCACGUGGAUUCAACCAGUUUGUCUACCAAAGAUCAGCGCACCACUCAAGAAUUUCAAAUUUGGCGAAGUCGUUGGAUUCGGAAAGACUGAAAAGGAAGGAACACACUCAAAUUUUCCAAUGAAAGCCAACACACCAAUUCGAAAGUCUGAUGACUGCUACAACGAAUAUCCAACUCUAUUAAAUAUUGCAAGUCACAAAACAUUUUGCGGUGGCUUCGCUAAUGGAACUGGUGCGUGCACAGGUGACAGUGGCGGUGGAUUGACUGUCGUUCAAGAUGAUGUUCAUUAUUUGAGAGGAAUUGUGUCUGCGUCACUACAUGGAACCGACUAUGAAUGCAAUGUUGAGUCAUACUCAAUUUUUACUGAUAUUCGAUAUUAUUUUAAUUUUAUUAAAAAUGUUUAAAAUUAAUUAA
Molecule: messenger RNA, 2079 nt
Organism: Chironomus riparius
Lineage: Eukaryota; Metazoa; Arthropoda; Insecta; Diptera; Chironomidae
Source: the annotation of a GenBank genome assembly